UGGUUUCAAUGAGAGGGCAUCAGUUUUGACUCGAAUCCUUUCCUUCUCCUUCCUCCUUUUUAUCGCCAUCUUUCACAUUCCUCUUUUGCUUCUCUUUUUCUUUUUCUUCUGUUUCAAGUUCGCUCUCUUGAAUCUUAUUCCAUUUCUAUUAGCCCUUCCUACUAUAUAUUCUGUGUGUCUCUCUCUCUCUUUCUAUUGUGAGAUUACAGUUACAUAUCUUGGAUGUUGGUGACGAGAUGGCUGUGGAAUUGAUGAUGGGUUAUUCUGCUGAUAGUUUUGCAGCUAAAAUGCAAGAAAGUGCUGUAAGGGAAGCUGCGACUGCUGGGAUCCAGAAUGUUGAGGAGGUCAUAAAAUUGCUCAAACAAAAUCAACCGCAACAGCAGCAGUAUUACCCUGAGUUAUCAUCUAAUAAUCCUUCUGGUUCAGAUGAUAUUAUGGCUGUUACAGAUGCAGCCGUCAACAGCUUCAAGAAAGUUAUUUCUCUUCUGGGUCGGACCAAUCGAACCGGCCACGCCCGAUUUCGAAGGGCCCCCGUUUCUACUGCUUCUGCUCCCCAGCUCCCGCAGCAGCAGGUUCAAGAUCCAGGGCCUUCUGUUCGACCUAUUAAUUCUCAGCAAACAGAGCAAGUUUCUGCUUUUAAAGUUUACCAACCGACCCCAGUUCAUCGUCUACCUCCUUUGCCUAAUAAUCACAAUCAGCAGGCAAAGCCUCUUUUGGUGACAAAGAAUGGGUUUUCAGAGAGGAACGAGAUGCCUUCUUCUAUCAAUUUCUCUAAUUCACCUUCAAUCUCUGCCGCUACUUCUUUUAUGUCUUCUUUAACAGGGGAAACCGAUAGUGUACAGCGCUCUAUGUCCUCUGGAUUUCAAUUCGCCCAACCCACUGUCGGUAAACCUCCUUUAUCAUCAACUUCCCUCAAAAGAAAGUGUAGUUCCAUGGAUGACGCUGCUCUCAAGUGCGGCUCCUCUUCUGGCCGCUGCCAUUGCUCCAAGAAAAGGAAAUCUAGAGUGAAGAGAGUAAUUAGAGUUCCGGCAAUUAGCAAUAAGAUGGCUGAUAUUCCACCCGAUGAGUAUUCCUGGAGAAAAUACGGUCAAAAGCCAAUCAAAGGCUCCCCUCAUCCAAGGGGAUAUUACAAGUGCAGUAGCAUGAGAGGAUGCCCAGCUCGCAAACAUGUGGAGAGAGCUCUAGAUGAUUCGAUGAUGCUGAUCGUCACCUACGAAGGUGAUCACAAUCACUCACACUCUAUCAACGAUGCACCCGCCGUUCGAGUAGUGGAAUCAUCAUCCUAAAAAGUCAACUCAUCGAAGGGCUGAGAAACGUUCGUACCUAGUUUAAUCACAGCCGUGCAUGAUAUUAAAUCCUCAGAUAGUCAACGAGGAGUGGGCUUAGUGGGCACGUUAGGUGCCUAAGAAGAAAAUAUAGGAUUCCUAUAUUUUGUCCUCUCCUUUUCUCCUUGAAUACUUUGUUUAGAAAUGGUAAAAAAAAAGAAAAAAAGAAAAAAAAGAAAAAGGUUAGAAAAGAGUAGAUGUUGUGGAUUUGGUGGAGUUGAAUCAUGCUGAGUAGUGGAGUUUUUUUUUUUUU
Molecule: messenger RNA, 1578 nt
Organism: Jatropha curcas
Lineage: Eukaryota; Viridiplantae; Streptophyta; Magnoliopsida; Malpighiales; Euphorbiaceae
Product: putative WRKY transcription factor 7
Biological process (GO): regulation of DNA-templated transcription
Molecular function (GO): sequence-specific DNA binding; DNA-binding transcription factor activity
Source: RefSeq, a predicted model, not a curated record